Molecule: messenger RNA, 3228 nt
Organism: Chanos chanos (milkfish)
Lineage: Eukaryota; Metazoa; Chordata; Actinopteri; Gonorynchiformes; Chanidae
Product: NACHT, LRR and PYD domains-containing protein 12-like
Exons: 10
Coding region: 1-3228 (1075 amino acids)
Molecular function (GO): protein binding
Source: RefSeq, a predicted model, not a curated record
AUGAGUCUCUAUGGAGAGAACGUGGGCGGUGUUUUCUCUGAAUGCUCAAAAUAUGAAUCAACAUGUCAAGGCCUUGACAAACACAAAUCAAAUCUGAGACAGAAGUUUCAAUGUGUUUGUGAAGGUUUAACAAAACAGGGAAACCCUACACUUCUCAAUGAGAUCUACACAGAGCUCUACAUUAUGCAUGGGAGAAGUGAAGACAUCAAUAAUGAACAUGACAUCAGACAGAUUGAGACAGCAUUAAGAAGAAGAACAGAGGACACACCAAUCAAAUGCAAUGACAUAUUUAAACCCUUACCUGGACAAGACAAACCCAUCAGAACUGUGCUGACAACAGGAGUCGCUGGCAUUGGAAAAACAGACUCUGUGCAGAAGUUCAUUCUAGACUGGGCUGACGGGAAAGCCAAUCAGGAUAUCCACUUCAUAUUUCCACUUCCUUUCAGAGAGCUGAAUCUGAUUAAGGACAAAAAACACAGUCUGAUGAGUUUACUUCAUGGCCUUUUCAGUGAAAGCAAAAUAUUUGACAGCAAUCAGCAUAAAGCUCUUUUCAUCUUUGAUGGCCUGGACGAGUGUCGACUAUCUCUGGAUUUUCAGAAUAAUGAGAGUCUGUGUGAUAUAACAGAGUCAACAUCAGUGGAUGUGCUGUUGUCAAACCUCAUCGAGGGGAAUCUGCUUCCAUCUGCUCUCAUCUGGAUAACCUCCCGACCAGCAGCAGCCAAUCAAAUUCCUUCUCAAGACGUUGAUCAGGUGACUGAAAUACGAGGGUACAGUGAUGAACAGAAGGAGGAGUACUUCAGGAAGAGAAUCAGUGAUCAGAACCUGGCCAACAGAAUCAUCUCACACAUUAAAUCAUUCAGAAGCCUGUACAUCAUGUGCCACAUACCAGUGUUCUGUUGGAUUUCAGCUACUGUUCUAGAGAGAAUGUUGGAUAAUGCAGAGAAGGGAGAGAUUCCCACAACUCUGACUCAAAUGUACACAAAUUAUCUGUUAAUUCAUCUUAAAAUAAUCCAAGAAAAGUACAAUGAGAGCAGAGAGACAGAUAAUGAAAUGAUUUUCAAACUGGGGCGACUGGCUUUUCAACAGCUGAAAAAAGGCAAUGUGAUCUUUUAUGAGGACGACCUGAGAGAGUGUGGCAUUAAUGUGAGAGAAGCAUCAGUGUACUCAGGAGUGUGCACCCUGAUCUUUAGAGAGGAGUUAGGGCUGUACCAGGGGAAGGUGUUCUGCUUUACACAUCUGAGCAUUCAGGAACAUCUUGCAGCUCUGUAUGUUCAUCUGUCUUUUAUCAACAACAGCAAGAAUGUGCUUGGUCAAAGUGUAUUCUCUAAACUUGUGGCCAAGAUCAAAGGUGAGACUAUUUCUGUUUUACACAAGAGGGCAGUGGAUAAGGCCUUGCAGAGUAAGAAUGGACAUCUGGAUCUUUUCCUCUGCUUCCUUCUCGGCCUCUCAUUGGAGUCCAAACAGCUUCUCUCACAGGGUCUACUGACACGGACAGGAAGCAGCUCUCACAGAAAUAAAAAGACAGUCAAAUACAUUAAGAAGAAGAUCAGACAGAAUCCAUUCCCAGAUAAAUCCAUCAAUCUGUUCCACUGUCUGAAUGAACUGAAUGAUCAUUCUCUUGUGGAGGAGAUCCAGCAUUACCUGAAAUUUGGAAAUCGAUCAAAAGCAAAACUCUCAUCUUCUCAGCUGUCAGCUCUGGGCUUUGUGGUUCUGACCUCAGAAGAGGAGCUGGAUGUGUUUGAUCUUAAUCAAUAUCCGAUCAGCUUUUCCAUCACAGGAGAUGAAGUUCUUUUGAGAUUGUUGCCAAUAGUGAAAGCAUCCAGAAAAGCUAGCCUGAGGAACUGUGAACUGACAGAGGAAAGCUGUGCCGUUCUGACCUCAGCUCUCGACUCAAACUCCUCCAGUCUGAGAGAACUGGAUCUGAGUAAGAAUGAUCUGUGGGACUCAGGAGUGAAGCUGCUCUCCGCUGGACUGAAGAAUCCUCACUGUAAACUGGAGAUACUGAGGAUGAGUAGAUGUGACCUGACAGAAAGAAGCUGCACAGUUCUGGCCUCAGUCCUGAUGUCAAACUCCUCCAGUCUGAGAGAACUGGACCUGAGUGAGAAUAUUCUGCUGGAUUCAGGAGUGAAGUUGCUCUCUGCUGGACUGAAGAAUCCUCACUGUAAACUGGAGAUACUGAGGAUGAGUAGAUGUAACCUGACAGAAAGAAGCUGCAAAGUUCUGGCCUCAGUCCUGAUGUCAAAUUCCUCCAGUCUGAGAGAACUGGACCUGAGUAAGAAUAUUCUGCGGGAUUCAGGAGUGAAGUUGCUCUCUGCUGGACUGAAGAAUCCUAACUGUAAACUGGAGAUACUGAGGAUGAGUAGAUGUGACCUGACAGAAAGAAGCUGCACAGUUCUGGCCUCAGUCCUGAUGUCAAACUCCUCCAGUCUGAGAGAACUGGAUCUGAGUAAAAAUAUUCUGCUGGAUUCAGGAGUGAAGUCGCUCUCUGCUGGACUGAAGAAUCCUCACUGUGAACUGGAAGUACUUAGACUGAAGGAAUGUAUUACCACAGAUGAAAGUUGUGCUGCUCUGGCUUCUGCUCUGAGAUCAAACCCCUCGCACCUGAGAGAGUUGUACCUGUCCGUGUACAUAUCAGCCAAGAUGGGAGAGAAUCCUCUCUGUGCUUUAAGGAAUGAUCCACAUAAUCAACUGGAGAAACUAGAGAUGAGUAGGUGUGAACUGACAUGGAGAAGCUGCAAAGUCCUGGCCUCAGUUCUGAAGUCAGUCUCCUCCAGCCUGAGAGAGCUAGACCUGAGUGAGAAUAAUCUGAGGGAUUCAGGAGUGGAGCUGCUCUCUGCUGGACUGAAGAAUCCUCACUGUAAACUGGAGAUACUGAAGCUGAAUUUCUGUGACCUGACAUGGAGAAGCUGUGCAGUUCUGGCCUCAGUUAUCCGUUCAAACUGCUCCAGUCUGAGAGAGCUGGACCUGAGUGUGAAUAAUCUACAGGAUUCCGGCGUGCAGCUGCUCUCUACUGGACUGGAGAAUCCUCACUGUAAACUGGAAAUACUGAGACUGAAAGAAUGUAUUACCACAGAUGAAGUCUGUGUGGCUCUUGCUUCCGCUCUAAGAUCAAACCCCUCACACCUGAGAGAGCUGUACCUGUCUGUGGACAAAACAGACAACGUAGAAGAGAAUCCUCUCUGCGCUCUAAGGGAUGAUCCACAUUAUAAACUGGAGAAACUAGAGUGA